AUGUCAUCAUCAAAAGCCGUUCUCAAACGUCAGCAGCUACCGAAACUUAUGGCUUGUAUGACGAAGAACAGUUUAGAGAACCUCAGAAAUCGAGCCUUGUUUAGUCUUGAAACCUUAGACGCAAAAGGAAUCAGAAGACGGAAACUUCCACUACACGAAUGCCUUAUAUUGGAAUUGAGAGAAUCAGGUUACUCGGAAUCAUCCGAUUAUCUGCAGGAUCUUAUCUAUGACAACAUACAACUUUUAGCGGAAGACGAUAUAGGUAUUGUUGUUGAUUUGAGAAAAAGAGAAGCUUUCUUGGAAGAUAUUAGUGCUGGUUUAAUGCGAGCUGAGAAACAGCGUGACAAAGGGAAUACAAAGAAGGAAUGCUUAGAGCUAUUAGCGUUAGCAUUAUCCUAUGCUCAGAGAGGAAAAGGAAUCUUGUGGUUGGCCGAGAAGUUUUUUCUAGCAGCGAUAGCUGUAUCGAGCCAAUAUUUGGUGGAUGGAGGUCGACAGAAAGGCUGUUGUAAAUAUCACUACGCUUCGUUCUUGCUUGAUAAAUUUCCAGGUGCAGAUCCCGAAGAGCCUUUUGUUAUUUUAACUGAAGUCAGAGACAGCGCCAUUGGUAAGGAUUGGCCGCUCUAUGAAGCUGAAAACGAGGAAGAUGUGGUACCACCUGAAACAGUGUUCUCUGCGACAGCAAUACAAUUGCAUCGGGUGUUACUAGAUAAGGCGCGAUCAGCUAGAAACAAAGAUCCUGCAAAAUCGGAGAGACUUUCUAGACUAGCUGAGCGAAGAGCCAAAGACGCAAAUGAUAUACCAAAAACGGCCGAAGCGAUCCUAGAAAUAGGCAUCAGUCAGUUAAUUAUGAAUAAUUUGAAUAACGCUCACAAGACAUUUUUAAAAGCAUACAAAAUUUACGAAGCGGACGAUAACAUUGUGGGCUUGUGCGAUUCAAGAAUGCAUUUAGCUGCGGUAAUGCAAAGACUAGGUGACUAUGAAACUUCAGCUAAAUUGCUUACUGAAAUGGGCGCGUUGGCGAUGGAACAUGGGCUCAGAAGGCAACUCGGUCGAGCGCUACAUCUUCUGGGCGAGCUACACUUACGCCGAGAGAAGCCGGAAUUGGGCACACAGCAUCUUACCGAGGCGUUCCAGUGCUUUAUGGGCUUCAAUUGGCAAUAUGCUACACCUGAGACUAUUGUUAAGAAAACAGUGAAAUCAAUAUCAAGUAAUUUGGAUGUAAUUUUCAAGACAAACGAGAUAGAAAUUUAUGAAGAGGAAGCGGAACAAUCUCGAUUAAUGCACGCAAUUUCGGCAGGGCAAGAAAUAAUGGCAUCAUUUUUUAAUUUGCUAAGGGUGUCUGGUACAUGCUCUGUGGCGAAGGUUAAAACAAUUGAGUGGAAAUUGUCCCGGUGCCAGUGGUGGCUGAAGAAAGCGCACCAUGAUCUGGUACCCUGUAUUUGUCCGCUACAUAACCGGACGCCGCUGGAUGUUUUAAGGAUGCAAAUUGAGGCACAUGACGUGGAAAAACACGCCUCCGAAGAAGAAGUUGCGUUACUCGGCAGAACUGGUACUGUCCAAGACAUGACAAAACUGCGAAGUAGUUUUUAUAAAGAUUAGAAAGUGUGUAUGUUUAAAAUGUAUUCAAAUAGACUUUGAAUGAUUUAACUGUAGGCUAAUUAAUUUGGUAUGCUAAUCAAACUGGAUUAGAAUAACAAUUAAUUCGAAAAACAACUAGGUACGGUGUUUUUCUUUAUAGAAAUUCGUGUAGGUACCAGCCUGGAGUCAGGUAAUUGCCGUUGUCCACCCCGGGCCUCUGAUAGAACGAUAAGCUUGGUUAAAAGCCUAUGGUUGCCCGAACACACGUCAACAUUAUUGACAGUAUGCAGAAUAUUUUCAAUAAAAUUCAUCGGGUAUCGAAGAAUUGAAGUAUUGGUAUUAAUACUGUCAAAACUAUCAUCAAUAUUUAUUUUUAUUAUUAUUAUUGAAUUCUGUAUUGCAUACACAAAAAUAAAUAAAAAAGAAACACGUAAAUGAAUUUAAAUGUUAAUGUCAUAUUAUUCUUUAUUCUUGUUAUUAUCCUUUAUUUCCGUAAAUUCCUAUCGCUUGACAUACAAUAGUACUUGAAUAACACAUAAUAGUAAUCGAUACCCAUACCGCUAUCCUCAUAUGUAUAGGAGAAGUGUGAAUAGGCUAAGGUCUAAAUCCCGCAUUCCUAUUAGAGAGGAGAUCAGCUAUACCCACGUUUGGAAAUUGCUAUAUCCAUAACAAGCCAGUUCAGAUAUGACAAUGCUUAUGAAACACACGUAGAAAUUAUACCCUCCUACUCCUUAUAUUGCGGUAAAGUUGGUUAAGUCAGGUUCAUACAAGAUAGAUUGCCUUUGACAUAUUUUCAGUCAUUGAACUGUAAGACAAUGUGAGGGUUUGCCAUUCUAUCCCACUACGUGACCCUUACGUAAUUGACAUUCCAUGCUUGUUCACGGUGAUGGAACAUUUUUUUUUUUUGCGUCUGAA
Molecule: messenger RNA, 2493 nt
Organism: Pararge aegeria (speckled wood butterfly)
Lineage: Eukaryota; Metazoa; Arthropoda; Insecta; Lepidoptera; Nymphalidae
Exons: 10
Coding region: 1-1599 (532 amino acids)
Molecular function (GO): protein binding
Source: RefSeq, a predicted model, not a curated record